Messenger RNA from Fusarium fujikuroi IMI 58289, 1161 nucleotides. RefSeq lists its product as uncharacterized. Bases 1 to 1161 code for a protein of 386 amino acids. The record is from RefSeq and is a predicted model, not a curated record. NCBI's taxonomy places the organism in Eukaryota, Fungi, Ascomycota, Sordariomycetes, Hypocreales, Nectriaceae. The transcript has a single exon.
AUGGUACUCACCACCAUUUACUGGAACCUGGCUUCUUCAGAUCACUCUUCCUCGUCGACCUCUUCCAUCCGUUGGCCCGUCACUACAAUCACAGGAGUCCCGUGUUCGACUUUCUCUCCCAGCGCUUCCGAGCUCCUCCGGGUUAUAUCCCUCUCCCAGUGGCUGUCGUUUAUCAGAGAUGUCGGCUUCUACGAGGAUAGAAACAAUCUAGUCCAGAGCUUGAAAGACAACAAAGCUCGCAUGCAACAAUUUGAAGUUCAUGCUAUCGAUGCUCGCCUGCGAUCUUGGGCUUCCGAAGUCCAUAAUCAGUGUCUAAAUUCCCACGAGUGCUACAGCGUCAGCUGCAAAUCUUGCAUGUUAAGGUAUCUGGAUGAGCACGCGUCUCAGGCGGGCAUAGAUGAUCUAACGGACCCAACGACAAACAAAGAUGCGUCUAAAAGACCAGACAACACUGAUAUGGGCACAUCUACCAGCCUGCCACACAAUGCCAUUACUGAAGACCGAAUACGACAUGUAAAGCAUCAAUGCCUACGAAACUUUAUGAAGGUAUUCUCAACCUAUCCACCUUACCUCAUCGUGGGUCUAGUGUUUGAGCAACCCUCGAGACAUGGAUACGAUGAGCUUCAGAAGGGUUACCUCGCUUGCCGCAUGACCUGGCACACGUUCAAAGUCAAUGCAAACCCCAGGUCUCUUGAAGGCACAAUGCCUAUCUUGAGAAAUAUUGCUUUCGGGAGCUUACCACAGCUGAAUAUGUGGGGAGGCAUUAUAAACGAUUGUACCCUCUCAUGUCAUGGACAUUUGACCCAAAAGGAUCUCAUGAACCUCCAUAACCUUGAGGACCAGGCCAUUAAGUACUUGAUAUCUCACCGUCUCCAUUGGAGCAAGGAGAUCGAUGUUAUACAAGAUUUUGCUGGUCUGAAACUGUCUGUCCUUGGUCAAGAACCCAUCUCGGAAUUAAGAGACAUCAUUCAUACUGUCAACGCAGACCUCAUGGGCUUGGUCACGGCUGAACUCGAGCCCACAGAAGCUCUCAAGAUUUGGUUAGAGAUGAAUCAAAGAACACUGUAUUACUGUGCUAAACAGAAUUCCAAGACGCUUAGGCAAGUCCUUGACGACAAGUAUCGGCUAGACACUAAACAACAUUUAGCCGGGAGACUAUGA